Alternaria rosae is the source of this 804-nucleotide messenger RNA. RefSeq lists its product as uncharacterized. The coding region runs from base 1 to 804 and encodes 267 amino acids. Lineage: Eukaryota; Fungi; Ascomycota; Dothideomycetes; Pleosporales; Pleosporaceae. The transcript has 3 exons. The record is from RefSeq and is a predicted model, not a curated record.
AUGGCGUUCAACAACACCUACGGCAGUGCCCGUGACCCUAGGCUCAGUCGUCAGCCUAGCAAUGUCGACAUGCCUGAUGAAGUAUCCGCUAUCCCAACGCCGAACCGCCAGUCAGUUCCGAUGCAGCCUCAAGAUCUUGCGGCGCCGCCUUUGAUCGAUGGCAAUUUGGCACUAAUGAGGCGGGUUCCUGAGCUUAUUGCAACCAAGUCCCUGGGGGAUCUGACGGUCUCGUACUCGAAGCGCCUGGAGGAGAAGAACGCCGUGCUCAGCGAGAACGCCGCGAUUGAACAACGCCAGAUGUUAAUGGAGAAAGACACCGCCAGGUCCGCCCGCGAGAUCAGCGAUAUGACGAUGAAGAUACAAGAGAUGGAGGCCCAGAUCCAAGCAUACGAGGACGAGAAUACGGAGUUACAAUGUCGCGUUACUACGUUAGAGACAGAGGCCCAUAGGCUACAGUGUCAUAUCUACAACCUGGAGUUUGAGAAGGAACAGGAUCGACCUUCGGAUGCAACUGAUGGAAACACCGGGGUCGGUAGGAGGGACUCGACGCAACGCCCGAUGAUGAACGUCAACGCCAACUCUCCGCACCAGGGUUCAGAUCGAGAGCGAGAAUCGCGGUACAGCGAGGCGGUAUACGUUGAGCAUCGGAGAAGGUCGAGUGGAUUCUACGAGCGCGGUGGUCAUCAACGAGGAGCUCGCCGGGAGCGCGAUCGUGAUCGAAACGCACGGAACAGGUCUUCUACCAACGAUUGCUUCGUCCCAGACCUGUACCCUCCUACUGGACCCCGGGCCGAAAGGCGUUGA